UUUAAAUGGCUGUCAUCAAUCCUAGCCAGAUAAACUCGUAAUAUACUUUUACCUAGUGGAGAAGAAGUUUAAACCUUUCCUCAAACUUAAGAUGUGGUAAAACUGAAAAUUAAACUAUAAUUUUAGUGAAUAUAUGCAUCAUCACAAGCUUUAUACUUAAAACUAAAGCAGUGUGAAGCUAAUGCAAAUCUCACGAAUUCAUAUCCCACAUUGGGCUAAGUAUUUUAUUUCGCGGCAAGCUGCAAUAUUAUCACAGAGGACAGCUAGAUUGAAAGAAAAUGGAAACAAAAAUCGUGUCGUCGUUGGCAGUGAAACUAGGAAUACGGUCCCCGAAUAUAGUAAGGAAAGCUGAAGAAUAUGUUCGCCUGUUGGAUAUCCGUGGUGGAUCAAGCACCUUAUCUGCCCUGGCACUAACUGGCUCCUGUAUAUCCGUCAUCUGUAUAGAUCUAGCAGCAAGAACAAUGGGAGCCACCAUUGAUAAAAAACUUGCUGCCAAGUUUGCAGGAGUGAACAAGAAAGCCUAUACCACUGGAUACAAGACUCUAGAACACAUGUUAGAUCUGCAGCCACACAUUUCAAUACACAGUCUGGCUGUGCAGUUUGGUUGUACUAAUGCUACUGCCCUGGCUAGACAGGUGCUUCAAAGGUAUUCCUUAGAAUUCAGUGAGAAGUUGACUGCUNGCAUUGAAGUCCCCAAACACAAUGCAUUUGCCUAG
This is a messenger RNA of Lingula anatina, 716 nucleotides long. RefSeq names its product origin recognition complex subunit 6-like. Gene Ontology annotation, molecular function: DNA binding. Gene Ontology annotation, cellular component: nuclear origin of replication recognition complex. The record is from RefSeq and is a predicted model, not a curated record. Gene Ontology annotation, biological process: DNA replication; DNA replication initiation. Lineage: Eukaryota; Metazoa; Brachiopoda; Lingulata; Lingulida; Lingulidae.